AUGACAGAUUCUUCUUCUUCAGAGCUACCGCGUGUCCCCGGAGAAGAACAUAAAGGGGCAGGAGAAUCCGAGGAGGAGUCUAUCACUAGGGCAAAUGGUGGGAGCUCCAAGAUCACUGAGACAGAUAAAGAAGCUGAGCUUGUCCAUGAUGAUGGACCAGAUUAUAGAGCCAAUUCUAUUCCAAAAUCCAUGAAGAAGGAAAUGGCAGGUUCUUCUUCCUCAGAGCCGCAGAGCGCCCCCAGGAAGGAGAAGAACUUAAAGGGGCACGGUAGGGGCAGGAGGAUCCGAGUGUCAGCUCCAUGUGCUGCUCGAAUCUUCCAGCUAAAGGAAGACUUGGGUUUGAAGUCUGAGGGUGAGACGAUUCAGCGGCUUCUCGAACAUGCAGAGGAGUCCAUCGCUAGGGCAAAUGGUGGGACCCCAAAACUCAGGGAGACAGAUAAGGAAGCUGAGCUUGUCGAUGAUGAUGGUGGUUCGAAGACCGGAGGACAUGCGCCUGUAGGACCUCGUCCAGUGUUUAUACCAGGGAGAGGAUACUGGAUUGUGCCUGAAGGUGGAGGGCCACAGCAAGUGUGGCCGGUUCCCAUGGCUCUUACCCAUGGUAUUUGCACCACAAUGCAAGGUCGGUGUCGGCAGAGUUCUCUAAGCACAACCAGUCAACCUUUAGCUCCAAUGAUGAAUUCAUUGAGGACGUUUUUGAGGGUCUCUAUUUGA
Molecule: messenger RNA, 711 nt
Organism: Daucus carota subsp. sativus
Lineage: Eukaryota; Viridiplantae; Streptophyta; Magnoliopsida; Apiales; Apiaceae
Exons: 3
Coding region: 1-711 (236 amino acids)
Cellular component (GO): nucleus
Molecular function (GO): DNA-binding transcription factor activity; sequence-specific DNA binding
Source: RefSeq, a predicted model, not a curated record